AUGCGUCUUUAUGAUGUGGUGCUAGCAGCUGCUACGAUUCUCUUGACAGCUAUCGAUGGCAUCUCAAUAGCGACGGACGCAAACCGGAACCCUGUCGACCUCUCUGCUACGACUCGUUCGUUCACACAAGAGCAGCAGAAUAUCCCCACCAAGCGGUCCUUGAGGGUGUACACUACCGAGGCGGAGGAUAACGACGAAGAGAGGGCGAUUAACUUUAAAUCGCUCCCCGGCGUUGACAAACUGAAGACGGCCUGGACCCAAAACAAGCUUUCGAAAUACCUCAAGAAGGGAAAAACAGGAGACGAAGUUUUCUCGAAGCUCAAGCUUGACAAGGCAGGCGACACACUUUUCGAGAACCCGAAGUUCCACGUUUGGGUCAAGUACGUGACCGACUACAACAUCAAAGCAGGAAAGAACGAGAUAUCGAUGAUACCGACUCUGACGAAACACUAUGGCGACGAUGUUCUGGUGAAGAUGCUCGAAAUAGCUUCAAAGUCGAGCGUUGUGGAUACAAGGCGAGUUGCAUCGAGCUUGCAGGAGCAACAGGUCAAGUAUUGGAGGAGUUUGGACCUCUUACCAACAGAUGUCUUCACCAGAUUAAGACUCGGAGACAAAGGCAAAUUGGACGAUAUGCUUACCAACCCGAGCUUCUUCGCGCUCAACAAAUACCUUGUCGACUAUAAUGUGCGGUACUCCAAGUCGCUGACUAUGGUUGAAGUUCUCAAGGGAGGCUACGGUGAUGAAGCCAUUGCUAGGAUGCUGCAACAAACUGCGACGAAGGCCAAGGACGUGGAAAUCCAGAAGAUGGCGGUGAGACUGCAGAACCAGCAGUUCGAACACUGGCGAGACAUAGGUCUCAACAGCGAUGACAUCUUUAAAGAACUGAGACUUAAUAAGGUUGGAGUCACGCUUGAAAACUCGAAUUUCGUGGUUUGGGGGAAAUUCCUGCAAAAUUGGAGUGGGGAGAACACAACUCCGUUUAAGAGUCUGUGGGCGAGGUAUGGAGAGAAAAACCUGGCAACUAUGCUUGUUGCACCUAGAGAACAGGCUGGAGACAGUGUGAUCCCAUUCUUGCAGAAUCAGCUAGUUAACCAGUGGCUGGCCAUGGAGAGAACCCCGGCUGACGUCUUCAAGAUGAUUGGGUCUUCGGAUGGGGGGAAGAAACUUGUAGGGGCUUAUAGGUGGAGUUACAGGAAUAAGUUUAACGCCGCAUAG
Phytophthora nicotianae INRA-310 is the source of this 1215-nucleotide messenger RNA. RefSeq lists its product as hypothetical. Bases 1 to 1215 code for a protein of 404 amino acids. Lineage: Eukaryota; Oomycota; Peronosporomycetes; Peronosporales; Peronosporaceae. The transcript has a single exon. The record is from RefSeq and is a predicted model, not a curated record.